Messenger RNA from Hydatigera taeniaeformis, 453 nucleotides. The record is from the annotation of a GenBank genome assembly. Lineage: Eukaryota; Metazoa; Platyhelminthes; Cestoda; Cyclophyllidea; Taeniidae.
AUGGGACUGAAACACCUUCAAUUAUCCAUCCUCGUUCUCUCUUUGGCCGCUCUUUGUGUUGCUCUGGUCCUGCCUCAUUGGCACUGUGGCAGUCUUUUUGAAAAGUGCACUCAGGAAGGAGCUUCCAAGCGUGAUGUUAUGUUAGCGGUGACAUGUUGUCUAGUGAUUGGAAUUACCAUGCUUGCUGUAGUUUGUAUUAUCGACUUCAUCCACCUUUGUUCUGACACUCGCUCCGGUGUGGAGAGAGGUGUAAGGCUAGUUCUCCUUUAUAUCGGUUCCCUACUCACACUCGCGGCCGUCAUUCUGUACACCGUGGAGAUUUCUGCCUCUUGGUCUUACUUCAUUGCCACUUGUGGAUCAAUAUUUGCGGUGCAGUUGUCAUUGAUGGGGCUGCUCUACGGACGGUGCUGCAACACCUACAGUGGCGGGGUGAGGAUCAACGAAUGUCACUAA